UGUACAAAUGUCAGGCCAGCCGCCCCGCGCGCCGCACUCCACCCCUCCGCGGCUCCCGCGUGCCGGCUGCCUCAGCGGGCGGGGGAAGGAAUCCCGCCCCGGACUGAGUCCCGUCCCGGGCGGCGGCCGCUUUGGGCACAGGGCAGCGGGCGCCGGGGGAAAGCGGGCGGGCGGGCGGGAGGGCGACUGACUGACUCGGCCAUGGCGCGGGUCCCGGCAGCCGGAGGGCUGGAGGCGCUGCUGCUCGUCACGAUCUGUUUGAACUUUGGAAAUGGACUUCACCUAGAGGUUUUUAAUCAAGCUGCCAAAAAUGAUAAUCUGUCUAAUCAGAAUAGUAAAAUCAGAGAAAAGCGGGAAUGGGUUGUCCCACCUGCUAUGAUUUCAGAAGAGGAUGACAAUUUGAAGAUUAAUCCAAUUGCUAAAAUAAGUUCUGAUCAUGCAGACGAUCCAGGAGUGGUAAUUACUUACUCAAUUUCUGGCCAAGGAGUGACCGAUGGUUUGUUUGUUAUCAAUGGAAAAACUGGAGAACUGAACAUAACAAGAAGAGUUGACCGAGAAAAAACUCCAAUGUUCAAUCUUAAAGGUCAUGCACAUGAUCAGAAUGGGAAAAAAGUGGAAGAGCCAAUAGACCUGAGAAUUAAAGUUAAGGAUAUAAAUGACAAUUACCCAGUGUUUUCAGAGGAAGUUUUUAUUGGCUCUGUUGAAGAGUUAAGUGAAUCAGGUACACUUGUGAUGAGGAUAAAAGCAACCGAUGCAGAUGAGCCGAAUAAUCUAAAUUCCAGAAUUGCUUUCAAGAUUCUUCAAGAUUCUUCUCUGCCACCUGCAUUCAGUAUUAAGAAAACCACCGGUGAGGUUGUAACAGCAAUGUUAUACCUUGACAGAGAGGAACAAAGUAGCUACACUUUGACUGUAGAAGCAAGAGACAGAGAUGGAGAACAAAUUGGGCUAGCUACAAACUGUACUGUAAAAAUCAAGAUUUUGGAUGUCAAUGACAAUAUUCCUGUUCUUGAAAGGCAGACAUAUGAAGGCAGUGUCGAGGAAAACAGAGCAAAUGUGGAAAUUAUGCGACUGAAAGUAUUUGACAAAGAUGAAAAAUUCUCUGAUAAUUGGCUGGCAAACUUCACAAUUGCCUCUGGGAAUGAAGGGGAUUAUUUCCAUAUAGAGACAGAUGCUCAAACAAAUGAAGGAGUUUUGACUCUUGUGAAGGAGAUCAAUUAUGAGGAAAUACAAAGCAUGAACUUGAGCGUUGUCGUUACAAAUAAAGCAGCAUUUCACAAAUCAAUUAGUAGUACCUACAAAGUAAAACCAAUUCCAGUAACGAUUAAGGUAAAAAAUGUUCCAGAGGGCCUUGUAUUCAAACCCCACACAAUGGUGAUUGAGACACAUGAGACUAUGACUAUAAACCAGAUUAUUGGGAAAUAUCAAGCCUAUGAUGAAGACACUUCAAAAGUAGCAGAACAUAUCACAUAUGUCAAAAGAAAUGAUGAAGAUAAUUGGAUUAUGAUAGAUUCUACUACAGCUGAAAUCAAGCUAAUAAAAAUACCUGAUUAUGAGUCAUCUUAUUUAAUUAAUGGUACCUACACCGUCAACAUUCUGGCCAUACCUAAUGAUUAUUCUAAGAAAACAGCCAUGGGUACCAUUGUAAUUCAGGUUGUGGAUGCCAAUGAUAAUUGUCCAACCAUUGUGACUCCAGCACAGACUGUGUGUUCAGAUGCAAAAUUCUUCAGUUUUACAGCUGAGGAUCGAGAUGCUUAUCCAAAUAGUGCUCCCUUCUCUUUUACUGUCAUUGAUGAGCCUGAAGGGAUGGCAAAUAAAUGGGUAAUUGGAGACAUAAAUGCAACAACCAUGCAGCUGUUACUACCACAAGAUGUAAAGCCCAGCACAAAUAAAGUUCAAAUUUUAGUGAAAGAUAUGCAAGGUUUAAGCUGUGCUGAAAAGCAGAUCCUUACACUGACAGUUUGUACCUGUGUGAAUGGGGGUUCCUGUCAAGACAGACUAAUCAACUCUUCAGUUGGGCUGGGAGCUGGAGCAAUUGCACUAAUUAUCUUGGCAAUUUUAUUAUUGCUACUUGUGCCACUCUUACUGCUGUUUUGCCAUUGUGGAUCAGGUGCUAAAGGAUUCACAGCAAUACCUGACAGUAGUGAAGAGAUGUUACGUAAAUGGAACAGUGAAGGGGCAGCACCUGAAGACAAGGCAAUGCUAACCCUCAUUGCUCCCACUGUGUUGGACAACUCAGCAGCAAAUGUGCGCAGUGGAGCAGCAGCAGUGAUGGGUGCAGAGGCAGCUGCUACAGGAGGAGGCAGUUCUCGAUCUCAUAUUGACGGACGCUAUAGUAAUGCUAACAUGAGCAGUGGGAGAUGGGAAGAGCAAAGACAACUUCUUUCUGGUGCAAAAUAUGGAGCCAUGGCAGCUGGCGGGGCCAUGGCAAUGGGAGCUGGCGGGGCCAUGGCAAUGGGAGCUGGCGGGGCCAUGGCAAUGGGAGCUGACGGGGCCAUGGCAAUGGGAGCUGACGGGGCCAUGGCAAUGGGAGCUGGCGGGGCCAUGGCAAUGGGAGCUGGCGGGGCCAUGAUGACAGGACCUGAAGUGGGCAUAAAUGAAGCAUUUUUCAGAGAAUACUUCAGUGAGAAAGCUGAUGCUUUUGCUAGUGAAGAUGAAGCUCAACUAGCGAAAGACUGUCUCUUGCUUUACUGUCAGGAAGAAGCAGACUCCUCACAUGGUUCCAUUGGCUGCUGCAGCUUUAUUGAAGAUGACUUGGAUGACCGUUUUCUGGAUGAUUUAGGAGAUAAAUUUAAGACCCUAGCAGAUAUCUGUCUGGGCAAACAUGCAGAACUGGAAGUCAGCCAGCGUAGUUCACAUGUGUUGAAAGACAAGAAUGCUAGUCCAGCCAUGAAUGAGUCAGGUUUGUGUCUUAAUGAUGCAUUGCCACUGUUCUUAGAUCAGCAAAAUGCUUUCAGUUCAGAACAUACCUAUUCUUUAGGCACCGGCUUCCAACCACCUGAGCCUGUGCGUAGAGUAAAUAGCAUAGGUUCAGAAACUGUGACACGGGAGGUGGUCACUGAAACAUCCUAUGCCUCUAGGCCUGGCCUGCAACAAGCUAGGCCUAUUGUUGAUCCCUUGGCUAAUAGCAAUGUUAUAGUGACAGAAACAUCCUAUGCUGCUGACCCCACGGAGCGACCCACCACAAGUGUUCUUGAUCCUCAGUUUAAGGAGAGCAUUCUUGUAACAGAAAGAGUGCUCGCCCCGGCUUCUGGUUUGCAGGACAUGUUAGAAAUUCCUGACUUGCCAAAUGGACAUAAUGUUCGGGUAACAGAAAGGCUGAUUAGGUCAGAUGACACUAUGCCUGAACUCUUAAAAGUUCACGACUUCCCUGAUUCACAGUACAUUGUUGUGAGGGAGAGGGAGAGGCUGCUUGUACCUAGUUCAGAUCUAAAGGCCUCGCUAAGCAUUCCCGAUUUAUCAGAGGGGCAGAAUGUGGUGAUAACUGAAAGAGUGGUUACACCCACCUCAGGGCUGCAGGCUAGUUACACAACUCCAGCUGAGGUUUCAGGGAUGCAAAGCGUAAGAGGGCAGACCACCAUUUCUGGACCUGGAAGGCAGGAGCGUAUACUAAUCACAGACCCGCCAUUUAACCAAACAGGCUUAGGUUUGGAGGAUUCUUCUACCCUGAGUAAGUCUUCAAAGGUCACAAAAUACAGCACUGUACAGUAUACUCGCUCAUAAAAUACAUAUCCCUCAGACAGCUCUGCUAGGCAUCAUUUAUAUCUCUACCAGCAACACUGGCAACUUUUUAGUAUCUCAAGAUCUCAAUUUUCUUGUGCUUGUAAAAAUGGCAUGAAUUUUCUUAGUCGUUUCUGUAAAUAAGAAAUAUGACCAAGGGAAAAAAAGCAGCUGACUUUACAGUGUUUUAUAGCAAUGCUUUCAUGGUGGACAAUUAAUAGGAAUAAUGUUUCCUUGUUUUUUCCUUCUCCUACUGUAUAAUUCAUCAUAAGUAAGAUAUUGCUGAUGAAGGCGAAACCCAUCACCCACAUGCAGAGAUGAUAUAAUUAGAAAGCCAGAAAAGUCUUGAAAAACACUGUAAUGACCAACCAAAAAUGUUGUUAAACUAAAUUUCUAUGAACCGUUUGUCUCCUGUGUUCUAAAGUGUCUUGCAGGAGCUCUGGACCUUACUCAUCAGUUUCAUUCCCUUUCAUCUAAAAGGACCAGAAACAACUUUUCUCCACAGAGAUGGGGGCUGUAUAUGCAAUAUCCCAGGCUCUAGCAGAUUUACAAAUGGAAGAAUUUGUCAGAAUUUCAGAAAUAAUUUGAGUCAGAUAAUGAUCUCUAGCUGUGAGGUGCACACUACCUCAGAGCUAGGAAAACCUGUUCCUGUGAAUGCACCCCAAAGAAUAGUAGGUUUAUCGGUGUUCGGCAUAUGUUGACGUCACAUAGGAGACCAGAUCUUUCAACAUCUAAUCUGAAUUUUGAUUUCUGCCCCAUCUUUCUGUUACGUAUUUACCUUUUUAAGAAACAUUUUAAUACCGUAGCCUUGAAAAUAAACUUGAAAAAGAUAAAACUAUUUAACAUGUUACCUUGAAAAAGUAAUUUCAAUUGGGCAGGGAUGGUGUCCAUAGCCUCUGUUUGCCAGAAGCUGGGAAUGGGCAACAGGGGAUGGAUCACUUGAUGAUUACCUGUUCUGUUCAUUCCCUCUGAAGCACCUGGAAUUGGCCACUAUUGGAAGACAGGAUACUAAGCUAGAUGGACCUUUUGUCUGACCCAAUAUGGCCAUUCUUCUCUCUUCUUUGUGAAUUUUGGUUAUAGUUAUGGUUUAAUGCUUACAUAAUAAAAUUGAAAGGAAAUUUUCCCUGUACUGAUUCCAGUCCAGGCACCGAGAAAAAUAUGAGAAUUUCUGUUGCAAUAUUUCCUCAAGACACCUAAAUAAUUUGCAGAUCUUGUCUGUAAAGAUUUUCUUUUCACACUGUGCCAAAAUAAAUGUGCCACAAUGUAAGCCAAAAUAAAAGUAAAAUAGAGGGGCACAGUCCUGCCGAGAAGCCAAGCAGCCAAACCUGUUAUGUUCCCAGAAAUGCUGCUUAUGGAACUCACAGGAGUGAUAGCCAGAAGCUGUGAAAUCAGCAUUUCCUGUCAUUCAAAGCAAUGCUUGCACCUUGGCACAUAGUUUGGAGUGUAAGUAGCAAGACAGCUGAGCUGUCUGCAGACCACUGAAUACUGAAGUCAGUUACUUUUUGACAUGUUGCACCAGCUUUGAUGUAAUGCACACAAGCAUUUUAAUUGUCCAUAUUUUUACUUACUUUUAUUGGUCAUGAAAUAACACAUGAAGCAAACAUAGCUCUCCCUCUUCUUUCCACCACUGUGAGCAGAAAUGUAGGGCCAGAGAUUCAGGCAUAAUUGAGAUCACUUAGACAUCUAUAGGACCUGAUUUGCAGGUGCUAUCAGGUAAAUGACCUAAAUCAUGUUGUAAAAUUGCAGACUCAAAACUGGAGGUGCAGGUUAAAAUUUGACAUCAAGAGCCAGAUCCCACUUCCACUGAAGUUGAUGCUAAAAUUUCUGCUGACUUUACUGCUGCUGACUGGGGCCUUGCUUAUACACUAUUUGGUGAGAAAUGAGGGAGCUCACUUUUUUACAGAACUGUCCAUUAGUCAGUUCAUUUUUUUCUUGAUAUUUAAAUGUUGGCAAAAGGGAAACACAUUUACUCAGAAGGAGGGGAAAGUAAUGUAUAUCUGAAUGUAAAUAUUUAUUUUUAUGAAAUUUGGGAAAACCCAAGUGAAUUUUGUUCAAAAUCAAAGCUGGAAGGUGUUGUGAAUAGGAGAAGUCACCUUAAUGCUUUUUGGAACAGUUAUGACACAGUAAAAAUAUUACGAGUGUUGUUAAUUACCAUUUAGUGCCUACGUAUUAAGGCCCCGAGCUUGCAUACACUUAUGCACGUGACAGAUAUGGGACUGCUCACAGUGGUUAAGUGAAGCACAUGAAUAAGUAUGUGAAGGACUGGGGCCUUUGAUUGCAGAGACAGGACUUCAGUGGGGGUUCUGAUUAUUACUUUCAGUUUCACUCCAUUUCUAAUCAAUAUUUUCAUCCAAUUGCAUUGGUGUGUGUUACCAUGUUAUUUUCUGCCUGAAAUUUUUUUAAAUAAAGAUAUAUUUGAAACGGGGGGGAAAGUACCAAGAAGUAUGUAGAAAGCAAUUUAAACAGAAACUUGUAUUAUAUUUAAAUAGGGAAAAAUAUGAAAAUGAGAACUAUGGUCUUUGUUCAGCACAGGGUAUGUAAGCAUGUGCCUAAUUUAAGAACAUGAGUAGUUCCAGGUAAGUCAGUGAAAAUACUCAUGUGCUUAAAUUUGGCACAUGCUUGAGUACCUUGCUGAACUGGGGUCUAUAUCUCUGGUUUUAAUUUUUAAUGUAUAUGGCAUAGACUUGUAUUUCAUUCCCAAGCAUGAAUUUUGAAUGGAUAACUGCUCUUUUUUCCUGCAUGUAGAGGAAAUGGAUUUAUGCUGAUUUUAUACAUGACCUUUUUUGCCGUGAUUUCUAUAUUUUUAUGGAACUUCAAAUAAAGGAAAAUACUGA
This is a messenger RNA of Caretta caretta (loggerhead turtle), 6551 nucleotides long. It is a transcript of the gene DSG2, whose product is annotated as desmoglein 2. Gene Ontology annotation, cellular component: desmosome; plasma membrane. Lineage: Eukaryota; Metazoa; Chordata; Testudines; Cheloniidae. Gene Ontology annotation, molecular function: calcium ion binding. Gene Ontology annotation, biological process: homophilic cell-cell adhesion. The record is from RefSeq and is a predicted model, not a curated record.